AUGGCAGACGGAGAAGGACAAGGUAAUCAGCCCGUUUUAGUAGAGGUAGUAGAGGUUUACAACCCAACAGGACCAGGAGGAGGUUCAAGAGGAGCAAAGGUCAAGAUACUUAGCACGGGACGGCAUAUUACAAGGGUUAUUUAUGGACCAGUUAGAACAGGUGAUCAGAUAUAUCUGUUAGAGGCGGAAAGAGACCAAAAGUUAGGAGGCAGCCGGCGUUGA
Messenger RNA from Nematocida homosporus, 222 nucleotides. RefSeq names its product small subunit ribosomal protein S28e. NCBI's taxonomy places the organism in Eukaryota, Fungi, Microsporidia. Gene Ontology annotation, molecular function: structural constituent of ribosome. Bases 1 to 222 code for a protein of 73 amino acids. Gene Ontology annotation, biological process: translation. Gene Ontology annotation, cellular component: ribosome. The record is from RefSeq and is a predicted model, not a curated record. The transcript has a single exon.